AUGCUGUCGCCGUUGUUGACCGUCUUCGCGCACUCUGGGUGGCUGCAGCCUAGCCCCUCCCCUACCUCCAUUUUCCGUGCCCGGCCACCUCCUGCCCACCACUUGGCGCUGCCCCCGCCGCCAGCCACCACCCAGCACUGCCGCCAAGUCAGCCGCGCCGCCCCCGCGCCCACUCCCCGCCUUCCACGCGUCCCCUGCGCCUCCCUCCAGCGCCCCCAUCCGCCCGAGCCCGGACGCAGCCCACCAGGCCCAUCUGGGGCCCGACCGCGCCCGCAGGCGCCCGACCAAGCCGCCCCGCUCCUCCCGCUCGAUCAGGGGAUCGAGAGUGCCGCCGCCGCCUCUCAGCCCUGCCGCCCGCUGCCUACUCCCUCGCCGGAGCCGCCGCUCCGCGCCGUCGCCUCCUCGUUGCCAGGUCCCCGCCGCCCUUCGAGCUCCGCCCGUUGCCGGCUGGCCUCGCCAUCGCCGGGAACGGGUCCGUCGCGUCCAGAUCCGCCUGGAUCCGGCCGGCACCACAACCCCCAUGGCCUCCUCCAGCCUGCUUCGCCGGAGCCCCUCGUCCCGCCGCCGCCAUGCUUCGCCUCGGCCUCGGGCAAGGUCGGGGACGAGCUCCCCUGUCGUGGGCCCCGUCCGGCCCACCCGCGCCAGCCGCAGCGCCUCAAAGCCCAGCUCGCCCGGCCCAGUGGCCCUCUGUGUUGCUUAUUAGUUCCGGUAAUGUUGCGAUCGUGAGGAUUCGUUCGUCUACGCUUGGUUCGGUUUCAUCCGUUCGUCUUCUUCAUGGACUCGUUCUUCUUCCUUGC
Messenger RNA from Triticum aestivum (bread wheat), 797 nucleotides. RefSeq names its product predicted GPI-anchored protein 58. The transcript is spliced from 4 exons. The record is from RefSeq and is a predicted model, not a curated record. The coding region runs from base 1 to 726 and encodes 241 amino acids. Lineage: Eukaryota; Viridiplantae; Streptophyta; Magnoliopsida; Poales; Poaceae.